UAGGCAAGACUCGUCAUACAAUUGCAUAACACCAAAGGUUUUUUGGUAAAACACGAAUGAUACUUAAGAUUUGAUUAUGAAAUGUCAUUUUUGGGAUAGGCCUUUCACUUUCAUUUUGAGUAACUUACCAUAGGGACAACACCCUAUUUUCUCCAUAGAACCUGCGUUCAUUUUUUAGUGGAACAGUGGUGAAAAUGAAGGCCUCUGAUUUGCUCGGAGUGUGUGCACUUUUCCUGUCUGCUGUUUCCAGUGAUGGUGAAGAAGUAGUGUCAUUGUCAGUGUCUGUGAAGGGAGAUCCAGUCACUAUAAACACUGAUGUGACAGUAACCCCACAACAAAGAAUAAAAUGGUAUUUUAAUGACACUCGCAUCGCUCAAAUAAUUGGAGGUCAGAGUUAUAUCUGUACAGAUGCUGAGUGUCCUGAGACAUUCAGAGACAGACUGAAGCUGGACAGUCAGACUGGAUCUCUGACCAUCAUGGACACCAGAACCACAGACUCUGGAGUUUAUAGACUACAGAUCAUUAGCAACACCAUCAGUGACAAGAUCUUCAAUGUUACUGUCAUUGGUACAUCUGGUGCGGAUAGAGACGUGUGUGUGAUGGAGGGAGAUUCAGUCACUCUACACACUGAUGUAAAAACAAACCAAAAUGACAGAAUGAAAUGGUUUUAUAAUGACACUCGCAUCGCUCAAAUAAUUGGAGGUCAGAGUUAUAUCUCUUCAGAUGCUGAGUGUCUUGAGAGAUUCAGAGACCGACUGAAACUGGAUCAUCAGACUGGAUCUCUGACCAUCACAAACAUCAACAUCACAGAUGCUGGACAAUAUAAACUACAAAUCAUCAACAGCAGCACCAGUAGCAGCAGCGAAAAUAUCUUCAUUGUUGCUGUUUGUGAUGUUCCUGCUGCUGAACGAGAUAAAAUUACGUCAGUGAAGGAGGGAGAAUCUGUCACUUUAGAUCCUGGUGUAGAAAGAAAAGCAAAUAAUGUGAUGACGUGGAAUUUUAAUGACAUUCUCAUUGCUGAAAUCAAUGGCCAUCAGAGUGAGAUCUGUACAGAUGAUCAGUGCAAAGAGAGAUUCAGAAACAGACUGAAGCUGGAUCAUCAGACUGGAUCUCUGACCAUCACAAACACCAGAACCACAGACUCUGGACUUUAUAAACUGGAGAUCACUAGCAGCAGAUUCAGCAUUCGCCGUCGUCGUCGGCACACCAUCAGCAUCGCCAUCACCAGUGUGAAAAGCUUCAAUGUUUCGGUCACUGAUCCAAGUUUGUCUUCAGGUGCUAUUGCAGGAAUAGUUCUUGCUGUUCUGUUUGUGGCUGCUGCUGCUGUUGCUGCUGCUGUUGUUGGUGCAGUUUACAAUUGUAAAAAGAACUUUACACCAGUACAACAGGAUGAUAACCUGUAGAAGAGUGCUCAGAUUGACACCAUACAGGGAUACUGUAGACUGAAGAAUUGGUCACGCCGUGACAAGUGACAUGAUCCUGUUCAAUUUCAGUGAAGAGCUGUCAACUGCUGAUGACACGCGACAAUGACAUUUGGCGAAAGGAGUGUCCAGCCAAGUUGAGAUAAGAGCACUUUAUGCAAAUGAGUUUUUGAAGGACAUGUUUUUAUAUGAUCAUAUGAACGAGAAGAACUCACACAGGAAACGAGAAGAAAAAUUAAGAGAAACCGUGUGAUGAUUUCAGUAGCAAGUACCAGUACUAGAGGAUGACCGAUUGAUUGGCUUGUAUUCAGCACUGAUAGCAGGUUGCUGGAACAAUCCGUUAUUGGUAAAAAUAGCAGAGCGAGAGCAGCCUCUAGAGGCGAAUCACUGACACCACAUGCUGUUUGUUUUGACACUUAGGCCAGUUUCACGUAAAUAGCUGCGUAUUUUUUCGCCGCCCAUCUUAACAGAUUAGAGCAUUCAAACCACAUGCAGAGGCAGCACGUAGUAGAGGAGCAGAGCAGAACUGGCAAUGCCGCGAUCAUUUCGGCACUGGGUCUAUUUUUGCUGCGCUGCUCACGUUGAAUUAAAGCCACAGUGCAUUGUUCAUAGUCAAAAUAGACCUGAGUUAACACUAAAAAUAAUAAAUUUCACCAUGAAAUCAUACAAGCGAGGUGUUUUGUGUUUCACAAUCACCAUGAAAUUCAGUGCAGUGAAAAAAAUAAAAUACACGAAAAUGUUUCUUUUUUCCAGAAGCACUGCCAGAAGUUUUUGUCCAAACUUCAUAAUU
Molecule: messenger RNA, 2211 nt
Organism: Sinocyclocheilus rhinocerous
Lineage: Eukaryota; Metazoa; Chordata; Actinopteri; Cypriniformes; Cyprinidae
Exons: 6
Coding region: 195-1403 (402 amino acids)
Source: RefSeq, a predicted model, not a curated record